AUGACACAGCCUGAGGAUCCACUCACUCCCGGGCUUUCCAACAAUGACCUCUGGCGGCUAAUCCGACGUUUCGACAAGCAAGUCUCCCAUGUUGAAGCAAUUCCCUGCACGGACUCUCACCAGCUUGACCUCAACCGCGCUGCCGACGAACAGUUUCCUGCAUCCAAACUGCAGAAAACAAUCGAGCGCUUCUACGUCUCUGUUCUUGUCAAAGUCGGUCUCUUCAUCAGUCACGUUAACCAUCUACGAUCGUGGGAUGAUCCCCGUAGGACGGGGGUCUUUGGCGCUGUAUAUCUCAUAGCAUGGCUGUGCGACUUCAUCAUACCCCUGCUCAGCAGUAUCCUUCUCGCUAUGAUAUUCAGCCCUUCGAUUCGCUCGUCUCUUUUCCCUCCGAUCCCUGAGAGUGAGUUGCAGACGCAGGGACAGCCCUCUUCAAGGGAGGAAAGUACUCUCCAUGUCCAUGUACCGCCAGUAAACGAGGGGGAAGCCGAGGAUGAAGCUGCGGAUCUUGUAAACGGCAUCAAGUCUUCGAUCCAACAGGAUGCGCAAGAAGCUAUCGGGAUCCCGCCUGGUAUUGAUGGUUUAGAACCCGAAGUCGUGGUCGCAUCAGAUACCGCCAGCGCCGAUGAGCCGGGGAAGGCAAAGACUUCUCCGGCGAUCAGAAUAACUCUAUGCGUGAUCAGUGACAUAACAGAUCUUUGCGAGAGGUUCUCCAACCUUCUCUCGCCUACUCCGCCAUUCAGCCUGAUCGCGCCUCGUCUGCAGCUGGCUGCAAUACUCAUGCUCAUAUUCCUGGCUUCACUAUCAGUUUCAAGCCACUUGAUCGUGAAGACAUCCUCCCUGGCAAUUGGGUUUGGGUUCUUUGGUGAUCCGGUUCUCAGUCGAGCCAUGGACUUUCUGAAUACCAAGAUUCCGAACUGGAAGACUUAUCUGGAUAUUGAAAAGACACUCCUCAAAGGCGUUCCAACAGAUGCUCAACUUACCUUGACCCUGCUGCGCAUCGGCGAACUGAACUCAAGCCCACUCCCAGUUCCGCCCCGGUCAGACUCGGCCUCAAGCCCAGAGCAGUCUCCACUGAAGCUCUUCCGCCGGAAAUCUUCCAAGACAGUUGAAACUGGGUCUGAUGCAUCGGAUGCGGUCGAGUCUAACAAGAGUCAAACCGAGACCGGAACGGUUUCAUCAGAGGGAGAAUCCACGAAGAAAUCGAAAGCCAAGAAAUGGCUUCGCAUACUGAAAUUUGCGCGCCGCGCUAUCACAACAGCAAUCAAGGGCCAUGUCGCGUACAACCGCGCGAUGGGCCUCACGGGCGCCGGAUCCCGAUACUACGCAAAGAGUCUCCUCUCCGCCGCCCUGGACAGGAAUCUCACUUUUCAGCAUCUAAGCGUACUCGCGCUUGGACCGCCGUCUUCUCACCACCUCCACGGCGGACCAUUUACGUUCGAAGCCAAAUUCGAACGGAAGCGUGGAACGGCAGUUCUUGAUUUCUCGGAUAAUGAACAUCCGAUCCUGUACUUCACAUCCAAGAAUGCGGCGAAGAUCCAGGAUGAUCUUAGGAUUGAUAGCCAGAAGGGUGAGAAUGUGCUUUUCCGUGUUCCAGUGGCGGAUAUUAGAGAACUGAGAAAGACAGAGGGGCUUGGGUGGAAGGGGAAGUUGAUUGUGCAGCUUGCGGCAGGGGGCGAGGGGUCAACGGAGGGAUUGGUUGUUCUCGUCAAGGAUGAGGACGGGGUAGAAAGGAGCUAUCAUCUCACGGGGGUGAGAGGAAGGAAUGUACUGUUUAAUCGGCUUGUUGCCGGUGGUGGGCAGUGUUGGGAAAUGUACUGA
Molecule: messenger RNA, 1821 nt
Organism: Aspergillus nidulans FGSC A4
Lineage: Eukaryota; Fungi; Ascomycota; Eurotiomycetes; Eurotiales; Aspergillaceae
Exons: 5
Coding region: 1-1821 (606 amino acids)
Source: RefSeq, a predicted model, not a curated record